Scedosporium apiospermum is the source of this 3099-nucleotide messenger RNA. RefSeq names its product Glyoxylate reductase. Lineage: Eukaryota; Fungi; Ascomycota; Sordariomycetes; Microascales; Microascaceae. The record is from RefSeq and is a predicted model, not a curated record. Gene Ontology annotation, cellular component: nucleus. The coding region runs from base 1 to 3099 and encodes 1032 amino acids. The transcript has 7 exons. Gene Ontology annotation, biological process: positive regulation of transcription by RNA polymerase II; DNA-templated transcription. Gene Ontology annotation, molecular function: NAD binding; sequence-specific DNA binding; zinc ion binding.
AUGGAUCCCAGUGAGACUCCGGGGCCGGCAACAGCUCCUGUAGCCACGACAGCCGGCGGCGAGAAGCCCACCAAGGAACGUAUGAGAAUCAGCCGUGCCUGCGAUUAUUGCAAGAAGAAAAAGAUCCGGUGCACUGGAACGCAGCCAUGCGAAAGGUGUAUCAACGAAGACGAGGUUUGCGAGUACAAGGCUCCUUACUCCCGGGGAAGGAAAAAGCAGAAGAGGAAACCCCUCCACCUCGCCACUCCCUCGUCCGACGCAUCGCCCAUGUCCCCUCCAGCAACGAUUGAACUAGACAUUUCCCCCCAAACACAGCAGGAACAACAAUCACUUCCGCAACCACCAAAUGAGGGCGUGGAGAGCUCUCAAUUACAUCCCACGGAUGCAGUUGCAGUCUCAGUGCCAGCCAUCAACGCCCACGCUCAGCCGUCUGGACCUCUAGCGCCUGCGUCUCGAUCGUCUCCAGAACCUGAGGAGAGCGACCGUCAAGGACAUUUCGUGGGCGCUUCCUCUAGUGUCGCCUUUCUCCUUCGCCUACAACGUCGUCUCCGGCGAGAUGCCGGAGGUAGUUCGGAGACGUCGGUGUUCACGCUUGGAGAUGCUGUCCUCCCCGAGUUUGAUGAGCUUGGCUUCAUUCCUCCCUCUCGCCAAGAGGCCGAGGGUUUAUUAAAAACGUAUUUUGAGCUGGCCUCGCCGACGUAUCGCUUCCUCCACCGACCGACGGUUGAGCGAUGGUUGAGACAGCUCUAUGACAAUGGUAGCAUUUCCGGGAGCCAUUCCCGCAGCAAAUACGCCGUCAUCUUGACCAUGUUUGCUCAGGCGGUGCGGUAUACUGGCGUGGCGUCGAAUUCUCCAAACGCCAACACCGGAGUGGAAUACUUCCAAGCUGCCGAAAGGCAGCUGUCCCGAGAAACGGAGUCAGCCACCCUAACAAGUGUACAAGCCAUGCUAGGCUCAUGCUUCUACAUACUUACACGAUCGCGGCUUAACCACUGCUGGAGCCUGUUCGGAACUACGGCCCGGCACAUCCUCGCCCUUGGACUGCAUCGGAAAAAAGCCAAGUUCCAAGGCGGCUCCGGUAGCGCCACGGACCUAGUGGAGGUAGAGUGUAGAAAGAGGCUGUUCUGGUGUGCUUAUAAUCUCGAUAAGUACCUUAGUGCCAUCUUUGGCCGACCUUGUGCAUUCCAUGACGAUGACAUCGACCAGGACAUGCCGGCCUUAGUUGAGGACGAAUUUUUAACUGCUGACUCGAUUACUGUUGCUGGAAGGGCUAACAUGAAUGUCAUGCUGGGCCCUCUCAGUCACCAGAGGUUGGGGAGAAUUUUAAGUAGUAUUCUCCGCCGUCUCUACGGGAUCAAACCCCUCGACCUAGUAACGCAAUACGAGACUAUGAGCGAGCUGGGCGCGGAGGUAGAAGCGUGGAGACAGCGGCUGCCGGCGUUCCUAGACCCGGAAAAGGUAGAUUCCAGACUUCUCAUACCAUUGUUCCAGCGGCAAAGUAACCUAUUGAGCCUUGCCAUGGGGCACGCACGGAUCCUCAUCUACAGGCCGUGUCUCUUCAACGAUUACCAGCAGAUAGACGCGGCGGAAACCAAAGCGAAUAUCCAGAAAUGCGUCGAGGCGGCUAUGGGAAUCGUCGAAGUAAUCGACCGCAUGGUGGAGGCUAACCAGUUUUACGCCGCGUCCUGGUUCGCCCAUUACCAGGCCUUCUGUGCCGUCGUUGUCCUGUACACGUACACAAUCCGCAGCAGAGCUGAGGACACAUCUACGUGGAUGCGAUACUUUCGCGCUGCAGAGCGGUGCCAGGGCCAGGUUGUCACUGUUGCGGGAUUUGACUCCCUCGCUUAUCGGUUCUUUGUGAUCAUGGAAGAGUUUCGGUCGGAAGUUGUGAGACUUCUGCAGCAUUGUUCGGCGGGACCUGGAGCUUCCAAGCAUCAUUCUAAUGGAUCCAGGGGUUCAAGCGGUGGACAGGAGCCGCGGGACAUGCCUGCGGCGUUUCUUCCAGCUGAAUCUAGCUCGAUUCAGUGGCCCGGCAAUGAGACACAGGUGGACCAGUUCGGACUCCUUGACCUGCCCAACUGGGAGCAAUUAGAUUCUCUGAUCGGCAUUUUCCAGGCUGUCGCUGACACCCGUCGCAGCGCCAAGGAAGCAUGGUCACGUCUGUCGCAAUUCGCAGACUUGGUUGGUGUGGGAGUCGUGACUCGCGAGGGGUUUAUAAAGAAGUCCCAGGAAGGCGGCUUUGACGGCGUUACGGCCAUUUACCGAACUUUCUACAGCGUAGAAAUUACCGGCCCAUUCGACAAAGACCUUAUCCAGGUGUUGCCGUCCACGGUCAGGUUUAUCUGUCAUAGCGGAGCUGGAUACGAUCAAGUCGAUGUCGAUGCUUGUACACAUCGAGGGAUACGGGUCUCGAACGUGCCCGGAGCCGUGAACGAUGCCACCGCAGAUACUACCAUGUUCCUGAUCCUCGGGGCUCUUCGAGGCUUUAACCAGGGAAUCACGACGCUGAGAAACGGCGAAUGGCGUGGGAGCCCGAAGCCGCCUCUUGGUCACGAUCCGCAGGGCAAGACCCUUGGCAUAUUAGGAUGCGGUGGUGUUGGCAGGAACUUGGCUAGGAAAGCGGGCAUCUUUGGCAUGAAGGUCAUCUAUCACAACAGGAUCAAGUCUGCCGACGUCACAGAGGCCGAGUUCGUCGACUUCGAGACAUUGCUGAAGAAAAGCGACGUGCUUUCGAUCUGUCUACCGUUAAAUGCUAACACGAGACACCUCAUCUCUGUUGCCGAAUUCGACAAAAUGAGGCAAGGCGUCAUAAUCGUAAACACAUCACGCGGUCCCAUAAUAAACGAAGAUGCCCUCGUCGAUGCUCUGAAUACUGGCAAAGCGUGGUCGUGCGGGCUUGACGUCUACGAAAAUGAACCCUUGGUACACCCCGAUUUACUGGCUCACCCACGGGCGAUGCUUCUGCCGCACCUCGGGACUUACACAGUCGAGACUCACCUAAAGAUGGAAGAACGCUGUAUCGCAAACAUGCGUUCGGCCUUGGAAAAGGGCGUGCUGCUGGAUAAUGUCAGGGAGCAGCAGAAUGUAGUCUUCCCAUAG